This is a messenger RNA of Lactuca virosa, 345 nucleotides long. The record is from the annotation of a GenBank genome assembly. NCBI's taxonomy places the organism in Eukaryota, Viridiplantae, Streptophyta, Magnoliopsida, Asterales, Asteraceae.
AUGCCUUUUUUACUAAAAGAGGGAUAUGAUUCAAAUGCCCUAGUCCACCACUCGAACUUCUAUAAGGCUAUAACUACGCAUAUCUCGCUUCCUCGAACACAGAUUCUCUUUCUUUCUACACUUUUAGAGCAGGAAUCACAGGAAUACAUCAGAAAAGGAAAAAAUAAAUCGAGAAAGAUGGCAGCCGGCAAUGGCACCGGUGGUCGCAUCAAGCCACCAACACUGGUACCCUUGUUGGAACUUCGCCACCAAACAUCGACUCGGAUUCAAAAACCCCUGACCCGGACCUCGAACUCUCGUUCCAACAACGGUUCUUCAUCGAAUCCAAAAAGCUAUGGCACAUAG